Messenger RNA from Parnassius apollo (apollo), 798 nucleotides. The record is from the annotation of a GenBank genome assembly. Lineage: Eukaryota; Metazoa; Arthropoda; Insecta; Lepidoptera; Papilionidae.
AUGUAUUCCCAACAGGUUCGCUACAAUGUUUCUACAAACCGUACUCCGCCAUAUUUCGAAAUACGUGGAUUGCCGCCGGGCGUGAGUUACAGGAUCGACCUGUAUGCGGUCAAUGCCAAGGGUCGGAGCGAAGUGUCCACUAUCGAAACCGUUACUCUUAGAGGACAAGCCAAAUAUACUGGUGAGAGCAAUACGUUGGGAAUGUCCCCCGUGCUAGCGUCUAUAGCUGCAAUGUCAGCUUUAUUGGCGACUGCUGUGUGCGGCAUUUUAGGCGUGCUGUAUCGCCGUCACGCGAACCGACAUCGGCAGCUGCCCGCGAAGCACGCCCCACUAAGUGAAGCGAUGUAUGCGGACCGUACUGGACACUGUCCAACGCCCGUAAAGCAAGAAAUCGCUCCUCAUUCUAGUCCUAGCGAGGCAAGAGGACCACUUCUUCGGUCUCCGGAUUCGCGUGAGGCUGACGAUGCUGACCCAGAUAUCAUACCAAGUCUUUAUGAGCGGAGACCUGUGUCCAACGGUUAUAUGAGUCUCCAACGCCCGCCAUCCACCAGCAAAAUAAGUAAACCGAACGAAGACGUGCGUUCCGAGCCAGACGGGGGCGGGUUUUACUCCGAGCUGCGGAAAAAAGAUUAUAAGAUACCUUUAACUAGUUCUUACCAUAGCUUAGGGCGUGCGAAUAAAGGCGUGAAUGCAUGUAGUCCGAGUGGCAGCACCGCGGUGACGUCAUCACUGACAGCGCACCGUUUGCGGCCUGAAGUCGUCACCACGUCUCACCGCGUGCAGGAGAGUUGUAUAUAA